CGAAGGUAGUCAUUUCGACCACAUUGCACCCAACUAGAUCAUUGGAAGGGAACUACCAAAUUCUACAUACGUAAAACAGGUUACCGCAAUUCCGCUAUGCUGAACUACCGAAUAACAUGGAUGCUGGUUUUAAUAGUCUGUGUAUCUGCACAGGAUUUAUGCGAUAGUGAAUUUGAGUUUAAAUGCAACACCGGCGAGUGUUUUCCUGCCUAUGUGAAGUGUGAUGGGUACCCAACAUGCCCCAAUGGAGAGGACGAAGACAGUUGUGGAUUACAGUGUUUUCAGUGCGAUAAUGAAUGGCAUACUGCUCGACGUGGCUGUCGCGAAACGUGGUCUGGUAGUAAAUUCGGGGCUCCACUAUGUGCCGAGGAUGAAAUAUGCAUUACAAAAAUAAAAAAGACUAGCAAGCAACAGCUUAAAUUCUUUAGAGACUGCUUUUCGAAAGAGCUAUGUCUAGCCCGUCAGAGCAAAAAUCCACCAGAAUGUUACGAGGAUCCGGUUCACGUAAGCACUAAGUGUGUGUUCUGCUGCGAAGAGAGCUAUUGUAAUCAAUUCACUGCAGAAGACGCCGUCAUGGUGUGAUGGCGUUUCCACGAUGGUGAUAUCAGUAUAGCAUUUUGAAGAAUAUAAUCAUAUUGAACAUUAUCAAUUUCAAAGUACUUUAAUAUUUGUCCAAUAAAUAAAGGUUGGCCAUUCAAACAAA
Molecule: messenger RNA, 703 nt
Organism: Saccoglossus kowalevskii
Lineage: Eukaryota; Metazoa; Hemichordata; Enteropneusta; Harrimaniidae
Molecular function (GO): protein binding
Source: RefSeq, a predicted model, not a curated record